AUGCUGGAUGCGAAGCUGGAGCCGGACGUCAUCAGUUACAGCCGCUGGGAUCAGCGCGUGCGAGAAGGGCGGGCGGUGGCAGCAUGCCCUGUCGCUGCUCAACGAGAUGUGGGAGGCGAAGUUGGACCCCGACUCAUCAGCUACAACGCUGGAGCCAGUGCGUGUGAGAAGGACGGGCAGUGGCAGCGGGCUCUGGCGCUGUUCAGCGAGAUGCAAGAGGCGGAAAUCAAGCUCGACGUCAUCAGUUACAGCUCUGGGAUCAGUGCGUGCGAGAAGGGCGGACGGUGGCAGCGGGCUUUGGCGCUGCUCAGCGAGAUGCGGGAGGCGAAGCUGGAGCCCCACGUCAUUUUAAGUUACAGCGCUGGGAUCAGCGCGUGCGAGAAGGGCGAGCAGUGGCAUCGGGCUUUGGCGCUGCUCAGCGAGAUGCGGGAGGCGAAGCUGGAGCCCGACGUCAUCACCUACAAUGCUGCGAUCAGCACCUGCGAGAAGAGCGAACAGUGGAAGCGGGCUGUGUCGCUGCUCAGCGAGAUGUGGGAGGUGAAGUUGGAACCCGACGUCGUCACUUACAGCGCUGGGAUCAGUGCGUGCGAGAAGGGCGAACAAUAG
Messenger RNA from Prorocentrum cordatum, 606 nucleotides. Lineage: Eukaryota; Dinophyceae; Prorocentrales; Prorocentraceae. The record is from the annotation of a GenBank genome assembly.